Messenger RNA from Prorocentrum cordatum, 2200 nucleotides. NCBI's taxonomy places the organism in Eukaryota, Dinophyceae, Prorocentrales, Prorocentraceae. The record is from the annotation of a GenBank genome assembly.
GACCACGCCACCAGGCAAACGCACCAGCGCAGCAGGAAGGAGCCCCCCUUUCAGGAGCGGGGAGAAGGAAUCUAAAUUAGAGGACGACGCGCCUUCCAUCGCCUACGCCCAGAUGGCUGGUGGGCUUUAGAUGGUUGUAUUCGUUUGGCUUCUGGCAGUCCUCUUGGGUGUCCUCUUGGAGGGAUUCUUUUGGCCUGAUGGGCUGCGUUGUUGCUGUCCUGGGCCAGUCGUAGUUCGCGCGUGCGCCGAGGGGAGCCGGCCCGUGAAAACAACCGACAGUGUAGCAUAAGCAGACAGCAGGACAACACUAUUACGCUCCAGUGUGCAGCUGGCACGGUGGCGGAUGCCACACCGUCCUCAUCAGGAGCGACGGCUCCGCCGUUGCGUGUGGCAGUAGUGAAGAUUGUGCGACCUUCCCGCGCUGAAUGCGGGCCUGACCUACUCGCAAGCUUUCGCUGGUUUUUUCCACACCGUGCUGCUCAGGAGCGACGGCAUCGCCGCGACAUGUGGCCCGAAUGACAUCGGCCAGUGCGAUCUCCCAGCGUUGAUCGGUGGCCUGACUUAUACGCAGGUUGCCAUAGGGAUGUACCACACUGUCCUGCUCAGGAGCGACGGCGCAGCUGUGGCCUGUGGCAAUAAUAGUUUCGGUCAGUGCGACUGCCCUGCGUUGGUCGAGGGCUUCGUUUAUACAUUGGCCUUCGUCUUAUCUCGCCAUUAUGGUUGUCGAGUGGGUGAGUGGUAUCUUUGCACGAGGUUUCCUCGGCGGCUUUCCCCAUUCACAGUGCCCUGGGGCUUCCCAGGCCCGUCUGGACUUGCAGGAGGCGUGUGUUCGGCCUCAAGGGGCGGCCUAGGGCAUCUGGGGGACGCGACGGUUCAGCACAAAGACGUGGGAGAAAGAGAUGGGUGGGAGCUCGACCACAAGCAACCUUCCGCGUUUUCUUCGCCGACGUCGCAAAUGCAACGCCGACGUCGUCAGUGCAUCGCCGAUGUAUCAGCGAUGCGGCGAGAUCUUCUGAUCUUCUCUGUCCGGACCCCAUCUGGGAGGACUCUGAAGACGACUCGCACGAAUUGUUCUCUGGACUGAUUAUGCCGACAGCCUCUUGUGUCGGGCGCCUCCAGGACGAGGGCCGUUGUUAUAGCAGCCACAGUUUGAGCAGCCCUCGCCCAGCUGUCGAGCCUACUGCACCGAGUGCUCGCGUGGCCCCUUGUUCCCAGGGAUCCGAUCCUCUCCCUGGUGUUCCGAGGGGCCCGUGCCUUUCGAGCGGGGGCCUCUCAUUGCCUCGGGCAUGGGUCGGAGGCGGCAGAGAGGGGGGCGAUGACUGGGGGGGUGGAUGACGGUGCAUCUUCGGGGGACUUCGCCUGUCCCUCAAUUUGUUUUUUUUGUACCCGACUUGGGCUCGAUGCGGGCUCGGCGCGGAUUUGGCGUGAAUCCGACGCAGAUUGGACACGGUUUCGACACGGAUCCGACGAGUCCGAGACGGAUUCGACACGGAUUCGACGCGGAUAGGGCCGCGACGGGCUGCAAAAGAGGGUGGGUAUCAUGGCGGGGGCCAUGAUUUUUCCCCAGGUCUUGUGGCGCCUCUCCUUGUUUCAUUACGUCCCCGGCCCCCCCGCUGGGCUGCGCACGUGCCGCCGGCCAUGAUUUGCACCCCCCCGUCUUGGACACCUUCCUCUUGGCCGCCCCCGAAUGGAGGUGGAGGGAGAGGGGGGCCAUGCCAGGCCGACUCUGGAUCUCUUCAGGCUUUUGGUUUGACCUGAAGUACAGUACUUUCAGCCUCAGCAUUGGCUUUCGCUUUAGAAUCGGUCUCGGCUUGAGCUUCAGGCCUUCGCUUUGGCGUUGGCCUUGCCGAUCUUCCGCUGUCACUGGACUGCAUUCGGCUCAGCAGUUGUGCUACACUAUGAUACAGCACUUCAUAAUCGGCGUGGGUUUCUCUUGGCAUUUUAGGUAGCUUUAGUCUGUUGUGUAGGCUAUCUUGCCCACGGUCGCCGUGCAGAAGCAGUUGCACGGCCAACUCAGAGUGAAUCGUCUCCUAUUGCCACGUACUUGUAAGAUCCAGCAGCCGUUGCGGCACUCUGCGAUGAGCUGCACAUGCUCUCGGUUACGGCGACCGAGAGCGUCCAUGACAUGGGCUAUGGCAGCGAUCGAGAACAGCAGGCGGUGAACCCCCACCCUCCUCCAAACUCUCGCGGUGGUCGUGAA